CAUUCCGCUGUCAGCCAAACACACGGCUGUGCUGAAGUAGUCACUGCCACAUACAGGCCGUUGGAGACAGCAUAUUUAACUUGUGAUGACAUUAUUUAUUUGCCACCAUCGAGAACCUGCCUGAGUAAUAACGAAUUUGACCCGCAGUCGUUAAGGCUGUGCAGGGUGAAGUCGGGGGAGACGGACAGGAACAAAAAAACAAAGAUGGCUGUGUAACCAGAGAGACGAGUCCCAGCAGAACUGUCUCUACCCGCGGCUUUAAUCAUCGACAGGUCCAGUGGGUCCUCUGCGGACAAUCAGUCGGUACCGGAGCAGGGAGGGUAGAUGAGGAACCGAGCUGGGCCACCGGUGUACAUCGUUGUAAUCUGCUGUCAGGGCGAAUAACGGCGUCGAGAGCAACAACAGCUGAGAGCCGAGCAGAGUUGUUUUUGUUCUGCAGAGGGAGAGGACUGCUGUGUUUUUGUCAACGUAGCUAGCCGCAUAGUCUGCUAGUCUCACUGUAAGUCAACACAACUAGUCUAAUUAAGUUGUUAUUAUGCACAUGAUCUCGUUAUAACACAUUGGUAUGUUACAUUUUAAGUGGCGGGUGGCAUUGAUAAUAAUAAUAAGUUAGUUUGCAUUCCUCUCUGACAGCCUGCUGCCGGAGCGUUAGCCUAGCCGACGUUAGCUAGCUGUCAGCUGACCGUUAGCCUGACAGGUUGUACGCUAGCACUGAGCUAACCUGCUAAUAUUUCAGGCUCAGCGGCAGGUACACCUCGGAAAUAUCUAGACAGCCGUCGUCAUGUCUUCACUGGAAGAGAGAGAUGGUGUGGCCGCCCCUGGCUCCUCCUCGGCCGGCAUGGGGGUCGGGGCCGUGGGGGCAGCGGUUGAGGCUGUCGCCGGGAUCGCAGCCAUGCAGGAGGAGGUCGGGAUCCGGAGAGAAGGGCCCGAGCCUGACCCAGACGAGCCACCCAAGAAGAGGGUGAGAGUGCCCGAUGGAGAGUCAGGAAAGCUGGAGGAGAGGCUGUACUCAGUGCUGUGCUGCACCGUGUGCAUAGACUUGCCCAAGGCGUCUGUAUAUCAGUGUUCCAAUGGACACCUGAUGUGUGCAGGCUGUUUCAUCCACCUUCUGGCCGAUUCUCGUCUCAAGGAGGAACAGGCCACGUGUCCCAACUGCAGGUGUGAGAUCAGCAAGAACCUGUGCUGCAGGAACCUGGCCGUGGAGAAGGCUGUCAGCGAGCUGCCGACAGAGUGCGCCUACUGCACAAAACAGUUCCCCCGCUCCAGCCUAGAGAGACACCAGAAAGAGGAUUGCCAAGACAGGGUGACGCAGUGUAAGUACAAGAGGAUCGGCUGCCCCUGGAAGGGUCCGUUCCAAGAGCUGCCGGCCCACGAGAGCGAGUGCUCCCACCCCACCAAGACUGGGACGGAGCUGAUGGGCAUUCUGGGAGAUAUGGACCAGAGUCACCGCAGAGACAUGCAGCUCUACAACAGCAUCUUCGGCCUGCUCUGCUACGAGAAGAUCGGCUUUACAGAGGUGCAGUUCAGGCCGUACCGCACGGACGACUUCAUCACCCGCCUGUACUACGAGACGCCGCGCUUCACCGUGCUCAACCAGACGUGGGUGCUGAAAGCCCGUGUUAACGACUCAGAGCGCAACCCCAACCUGUCGUGCAAACGCACCCUCUCCUUCCAGCUGAUCCUCAAAAGCAAGGUGAACUCUGCCCUGGAGUGCUCCUUCCUGCUGCUCAAGGGUCCGUACGACGACGUGCGGAUCAAGCCGGUCAUCCACCACCACUCCUUCUGCAACGACGCCAACGAGACCGAGUACGUCCCGCUGCCCAUCUCCGACUCGGUGGAGUGCAACAAACUGCUGGCCGCCAAAAACAUCAACCUGCGCCUGUUCAUCUUCCAAGUCCAAAAAUAAAGAGUGAAGCAGCAGGAGGAGGAAGAGGAGGAGGGGGAAGAGGAGGGAGAUGAAGAUGAAGAGGACGAAAAAGAAGAAGAAGGGUGAAGGAGGGCAAGGGGCUGAUGAAGAUUAAAGAGACACCACUGAACCACUGAUACCUCUUAACACUUACACACACUCUCACACACAUUCACACAGGGUACACACACACACACACACACACACACACACACACACACACACACACACACACACACACACACACACACACACACACCACUAAUUACACUUACCUCCUUUUACAAGAUAGUGAGACCCCUUGCGCGAGGGGCAGCUGUGAGUUGCUGUGGAGACGGGUGGGCAUUGUUAUGGGAUGGAGGGGUGAAACCCACAAAAGGCCCAGGCGGGGGUGAUGGGGUGAGGGAGGCGGCUCUGGUGUGUACCUGUGGGGGUCUCUGAGGUCAGGUGAUGUUUGACCUUUCACCCCUGACACCUGCAGCCAAAGGUAGCACACACACCAAACAAAGUGUGGUGUAUUUGUUGCGCGUGUGCAUGUGUGUGUGUGGAAGUGUGUGUGUGUGUGUGUGAGGGAGAGAAAGGGGAGAAAGAGAGUAAAGUGACGGACCCUUGAGUGUGGCCCCAAACUCUCUGAUUGAUGUUGAAAUGUCCCAAAGACGUGAUAAUGUGAAAAUAGAGCGACUGACUCUACGGAGCAGUUCUUUGGACAUGUGAAUGAGUGUGUGAGUGUGUCUGUAAGUGUGUGUUUUCCAUUCCCUCCUACACUUAAUGCCUGAGUCUUUUCAACAAUGUCUUUUUGUUUUGAAAAAAGGGUGUCCAUUUUGCGUCGCAAGCUUUGCCAGAACAGGAGAAAGACUUCGUUCCCCCCGAUGAGACCCUUUCCCCUUCAAACACAGGAGAGACAGCUGAGUUCAUGUUUUAGUUCUUCGACUUCUUUCUCCAUCUGUGGUUAUAUAUAUAUAUAACCUCCAACACUAAUAUCCCUUUUUAUUUCUCUUAACCUUAAAUAUUUAAAUACCUGUGAACUUUUUAUUUUGGGUUUUAGCGCGUGACUGACUGCCUUUGUGUGUGUGUGUGCGCGUGUGUGCGUGUGUGCGUGCGUGUGUGUGUGUGUGUGUGUGUGUGUGUGUGUGCGUGCGUGUGUGUGUGUGUGUGUGUGUGUGUGUGCGUGCGUAAACGGAUCACAACUGUUGUUCUUGUGAAAUUGUCCCGAUAUGAAAUCAAUGCCUGAGGACAGGACUGAGUUACAAACAGACUUCAGGUCCGAUGUGUGUCAGCUGCUUUUUGGUAAUAUGAUUAACAGCAAAUGUAUUUGGAUCCUGUGUAACUACUUUAUCAUUUUAUUUUAUAUCAUACUUUUAUUUAACAGUUUAUUUAGUUCCAAUAUGAUCUUGAUUUAAAGAAGGUAGUUAGAGAUAUAUUUAUAGAUCAACCAGGGUGAUAUAUUAGCCAUUUGUAUUGCAGUUAUAUUGGUAUUAGCGUAUAUGUUGGACAAUUUGAAAAAUGAAAUUCAAAAGCUAGUUUGAGGUAAUUUAGAAACAAUCAUCUAUCUAUAGUUUUAACACCAGCAAGUACAUCUAUUUAUUUUAUAAAUGGCCGUAAGAAGAUUAAAUGGUUAUGUUAUGUUUUAAUCAAGAAAAAAAUGCUGUUUCCUACAUCAGUAAAAUCUCCACCAAUUUUUCCAAUCACUUUGUCAUUUCCUGUCGGAAGCGGAGAAAGACUGAUUUUAUUUUAGUGUAUGAGCGUUGAUCAUCUUCAAGGUGUCAGUAGAAAAACAACACCAUCUUCAGUCAAAUGUGUGAUUAUCAUGUUUUAGCAGUUUUCCUCCAUCAAAAUACUACAAAGUAACUGAUACACAGAGAACCAGAGACAGGUUCUUUUCCAGAAUGAGACCGGUUGGACUUUUAGUGUCUUUGAGCAAAUAUAAAAGGAAGAUGCCCUCGAUAGUGUGAGAUCGAUGUGUGCACUGUGUGUGACGGAUGAACUCUGAGGAGUCAGAAACCAGACUGGGAGCUUCUUCAUCUGCUCCGAGCUUCACGGGGAGAUUUCUCUGGAAGAUCAGACUCAGAGUGGUGAUGGAUGAUGUGUGUGUGUGUCGGGGGACGGGGGCGACGGGGGGGUUUUACCUUACCACAGUGACAUAUUAGUGUUAGACUUACUUGAACGAGAACGAGAAGAUGAUUCUUAAGUAGACUGUAAAGCAGAUAGAUCUCUCUCCUCUCUACUUCCUGUAUUUCUGUGUUUUAAUGCUUCGUCUCUAUGCCAGUGGACUCACUCAUCUCACUAUGGCUGUACAUGUGCCUUUUAUUAAAGAUCAUGGAACCUGCA
This is a messenger RNA of Gymnodraco acuticeps, 4234 nucleotides long. RefSeq names its product cysteine/histidine-rich 1 (gene zftraf1). Gene Ontology annotation, molecular function: zinc ion binding. Gene Ontology annotation, cellular component: nucleus. The record is from RefSeq and is a predicted model, not a curated record. The transcript has 6 exons. Lineage: Eukaryota; Metazoa; Chordata; Actinopteri; Perciformes; Bathydraconidae. Bases 782 to 1906 code for a protein of 374 amino acids.